Galendromus occidentalis (western predatory mite) is the source of this 1197-nucleotide messenger RNA. RefSeq lists its product as uncharacterized. The transcript has 6 exons. The coding region runs from base 1 to 1197 and encodes 398 amino acids. Gene Ontology annotation, cellular component: cytosol. The record is from RefSeq and is a predicted model, not a curated record. Gene Ontology annotation, biological process: regulation of cell shape; cell migration; cortical actin cytoskeleton organization. Gene Ontology annotation, molecular function: actin filament binding. NCBI's taxonomy places the organism in Eukaryota, Metazoa, Arthropoda, Arachnida, Mesostigmata, Phytoseiidae.
AUGUGGAAAGUCGCUUUCGAGACUCUCAAUUUGGCGAGGGUGAUGAGAAUAUACGGAUUGGCCAGCUUGGCUGAGCAUUUCAAGAAGCCUCCACCCACGAGCAAGUCUAAGACGAAGAGCUUGCUGCAAAUCUUAGAUCCGGAACGACGACGGACUAUCGUGGAGAACAUCGCGAAGCUAGAAUUAGAUAAGGAUUCGUUCGUGGCGCAUCUGGAAAAUUCCGAGUUGCCUCCGCUACUCUUCGGGAAGGUGCACGCGGGUCAGGGAGCUCUAAGUACCAAGGACGGGAAGGGCAUGCUACAGAAACUUAAGCUAUUAGACGCCAUUCUUCCGACCGACGAUGAGGUUGAAGUUUUCAAACAUUCAGAAUGCUCCUUGGAUUACCUUUCGGAAGAAGAACGUUUUCUGUACCGAGUUGCGUCGAUACCGGGCUUCCGACCCAGCGUGCUGGCGCUGUCGUUCGAUGUCAUUUUCGACCUCCCAAUAAUGAACCUACUCCAACGCUUGACAGAAUACAUCGAUGUCUGCGAUUGGCUGAUGACCGAUGCCAACAUACAUGUUGUGUUAAUCAACUGUCUGACGGUUCUGAAUUAUGUUAACAAUAAGCAUGAGAUUUACCAUUACGGAUUCGAUCUGGAAGUCAUGGAAUCAUGCAUCGAAGUGAAGUCCACGGGAGGCCAAUUGAAUUUGCUAGACUGCGCCGUCUGGCCAUUCGUCGAUCUCGAGAAAACGGCUUUCGAAGAAUUCGCAGACAAUUUCCUCGAAGGCGCUCAAAUUUUUGAAAGCAUUGAUCUCGAAGAGAUUCGAGAGCAGAAGAAUUAUUUGAAAGAAAAAGUGCGCGAGCUGAUAUCAAAUUUGGACCUAAUCCCCGCCGGUCAAAGGGAAGACACAGCGCUGUUCAUCAAGUACGUGGAGGCGAAGCUGAGAUGCCUGGUCAGAGUUCUGAGCGAUGCUCGGAAGAAACAGGAGGAAGUCUGCCUUUACUUCUGCGAGAGGCAGCUACCGGAAGAUGAUAUGAACGACACGCUCCUCAAAUUUGAUACAGUACGAUUCCGAGAGAAAAUUCUCACCAUGGCCAUCGGAGUUUUCCAAAGUGUGAAGGUCUGUGCAUUCGAUAGUUCGCCGAAUUCCUCGCUGUGGGACGAUAAUUCCCCGGAAAUACUAGGUCUGUGUCCAUGCAAGAGACUGCCAGCGUGA